Molecule: messenger RNA, 1728 nt
Organism: Stylonychia lemnae
Lineage: Eukaryota; Ciliophora; Spirotrichea; Sporadotrichida; Oxytrichidae
Source: the annotation of a GenBank genome assembly
AUGUAAGUUUAGUUUUUAAACUUAGAAUCCUCCACUAACUCAAUUUCUGAAACACAACCUCACUCCGAAACGAAGCAAGUGAAAUACAUUUUGAUUGAAAAGGAGGAGGACGUGGGCUAAUUCUCUGAAUUUGUAUCUAAUCUAAUGAAAAAUUUGAAUGCUAGAAAUGACAAGGCAAAGGACAAUAAUUCAACCGUAAACGAGACAGAAAUUUAUCCUUAAAAUUUAAUUCUUGGAGUCGACUGCGAAGGGCUAUCCAGAACUCAGCCACUCUCUCUUAUAUAGAUUGGAAACAGCGAGCAAUGCUAUUUGUUUGACAUCUUGAAAUUAAAUGGCUUACCCAAGAGCUUAAAGCAAGUACUUGAAGAUCCCCAGAUCAUAAAAGUUUUCCAUGAUUUUUGUGAAGACACUAGUGCUCUUGUCCAGCAAUACGCUGUCCACUGCGAUAAAGUAUUUGAUACUCAGAUCGCUCACAGAUUGCUGAAUCGAUACUCAGAUGAACCUAGAGACUAGAACAUCAGUUUAAAUCAACUUUUGAUUGAAUACAUCGAUGCCAAAAACGAUCAGAAAGAUGCAGUUUGUGCGCUCAUGAAAACUGACUCUGCCUUCUGGUGGAAAAGACCACUGACUCAAUCAAUGUGCUAAUAUGCUGCUUAAGAUGUAGUUUUUCUUCCAAGAGUGUACCAAGCCAUGAUGAAAAAUUUCAUAAAAGAGAAUUAAAAUAAAAGUGCUUCAAGCAGAAAUUAAUAAAGCGCCAAUUAUACCUCUAAAUCAAAGCAUAGAAUGACACAAAAACUUUGGUCUUUUGAUGCAACUCAUCAGAACUACGAAAACUUGUCAAUGUCUACAAACUACGACUCAGAUAAGUCAAUUGAGAACCCGGAAAAGCAAAGAGAGCAAGAAUGGGAAAUUUUUUGCAAUGAAAUCUAUGAGAAAACUCAAUUGUGCGAAAGAUACGCCUACAUAAACACAAAUAUACCACAAAGAUUCGUCUUGAAAAAAGGAGAUCAAAUAAAAGCAUUUGUUAAAAACUUUUAAUAGUUUGGAAUCUAUUGCAGUUUGAAUUUGGGGUACUCUGGUUACAUUCAAGAUGAUGAAUCCAUCCGAUACAUUAAGAAUAAAUAUCAAAUUGGAGAUAUCAUUGAACUUCAAAUCGCGGAAGAGUUUAGCUCAGAAAAGGAUGGGAAAUUCGACAAAGCACUCAUCAUGCUUCAAAUUCCAUAGGAUCCUCAAUAAAAGCAGAGAGAGCUUCAAAGAGCUCUGUUUAGCUGUCUUGCAGCGGUUGCAAACUAAACAGAGGAUUUAGAUAAUUUGUUAUAAAUAGCAUAGGCUCCAUACAGAUUAACUUCAUAUUCAGAUUAUUCUUACCAAUAAAAUCAAAAUGACUCAAUGAACAAAGGCUUUUUCUUUGGAAUGAGCAACUAAGAUCGAACUUAAUAAAGUGGAGGCAGUUACCCCCAACACUCCAAAUAAUAUGAAUCCAAUUAUUAACCAUAAGCCCAUUUCACCAUUGAUGAGCCCAACUUUUAUAGAAAUUUUCACUAUAAAUAGAAAAAUUCUGUCAAUAAGAAGGAGUAUAGUUAAAAAACUAGCUACUGCACAAAUAACAGCUCAUUUGCUGUAGGAGGAAACGAUAGGAGUAGAAAGUAGUCCUAUACAUUCGAGAGUUAAAAUGAUUUGAAAUCAUCUAAUUGUAAGUUCAGAGAAUUUGUUAAUAAAAAGUAUUGA